CUACAAAGCACAACAGAAACUUUGGAGUGUGUUGUGAAUCAAGCAGACACCACUGUCGAUAAACUAAAGACCGUGUCAGAUUUUAUUGCUUCUGCCAAGCUAAUCGGAGUUGAUCAAGUUUUUCUACCUUCUAAUGUCCAAAGUGAUAUUGAUCAGAUUGGAAUAAGAAUUAAUUCUUCUGCUAGUGUCCUUGCUGAGAAAACUGUGGAUAAUUCGGAUGACAUACGUGAUCUCUUGGAUUCUGUGAGAGUGGCACUAAUCACUACUGCUGCCAUUAUGCUUCUCCUGACAUUUCUUGGAUUCUUGUUUUCAAUCUUUGGCAUGCAGUUCCUGGUGUACAUCCUUGUCAUUGUUGGAUGGACUCUUGUUGCUGGAACUUUCAUUUUGUGCGGCACCUUCUUCUUCUCCAUAAUGUCGCUGGAGAUACUUGUGUCGCUAUGGAUCUUUGGGUGCACAGCCCCACUGCUCAUACAGCUUUAGAUGAUAUACUUCCCUGUGUGGACAAAGCAACUACGCAAGACACCUUGUUAAAGAGCAAGGAAAUCACUGCCCAACUUGUUGAAGUGGUCAACCAGGUCAUCACCAAUGUUUCUAAUCUUAACUUCUCCCUCAACUUUAAGCCAGUGUACAUCAACCAAUCUGGCCGUUGGUACCAGUACUAUGCAACCCAUUUUAUGCCGACUUGACGAUCCGGCCAUGCAGUGCUGGUGAGGUGGACUUGAGCAAUGCGCAACAUAGGUAUGGAGGAGCUACGUGUGUCAGGUUUCACUGGCUGGGAUAUGUACCACAACAGGACGUUUGACCCCUACAUUCUACAGCCAGAUGUCAGCCGCAGUAAAUAUGGUUUGAACAAUUAUGCUCCUUUCCUGGUUGACAUAGGAGACUGCACUUUUGCAAAGGAAACAUUCAAAGACAUAUGUAAGGAUCAUUGUCCAAGCCUCAGGAGAUACAGUAGAUGCAUAUACAUAGGUUUGGUAAUGGUCUCUACUGCAGUUAUGCUUUCUCUAAUCUUCUGGGUCAUAUAUGGCAGAUAAAGGCGGCACCGUGUGUAUUCCAAGCAGCUAGUAUCUGAAUCAGCACAAGGUUCAGAAAGGGAAAAAAAUUCAUGAAAAAACAGAGCACUUCAUCAUAUUGUUGGCAUUUGGUUGAAGAGGUUUAUUCUGCUUCAUUUUGAUUUGCUGUUUCGUACAUGUGCAUGGUAGUUUUUCGAAUUUUUCUCCAAGUUAUGAUGAAAUUAUCGCUCAAGCGUAAAACUCCCAGCAACAUAUGCUUUAAGCCUGGUUGUGACAUUGUUUCCGUCUUUAAAAGGAGAGCAAGGAAAAGAAAUUAACAGCGAAUGAUGAGCAUUUCCUCUCAUGUU
This is a messenger RNA of Populus euphratica (Euphrates poplar), 1360 nucleotides long. RefSeq lists its product as uncharacterized. The annotation marks the transcript as partial. Gene Ontology annotation, cellular component: plasma membrane; plasmodesma. The record is from RefSeq and is a predicted model, not a curated record. The transcript is spliced from 6 exons. NCBI's taxonomy places the organism in Eukaryota, Viridiplantae, Streptophyta, Magnoliopsida, Malpighiales, Salicaceae.